AACCUUUAUAUCAAACUCCAGUGGUUCAGUUCAUCUCAUAAUCUCACGCGUGACAACAUCUAUUGAGAGAAGAACCCAUCCAAGCAAAGGCCUAGCACCACCGACAAGCUCAUCUCUCACCUGUGCCGACAUCAGUCAGUUCAUCAGCUCCGACCUCUGCCCAGUGUAUUCCACCACGAAUAUGUUUUGGCUUCUGGUAUCUAUGCUUUUCUACCAUGGGCUUUGUAUUAGCACUAGUAAUACUAGUGUUAACGUUUCUACAAUACCCAGCUUUGUGAAAAUUGGGGCUAUUUUCUCUUUCAAUUCCUCCAUUGGGAAAGUUGCUAAAGUUGCAAUAGAAGCUGCCAUCAAAGAUGUGAAUGACGAUCCAACAAUUCUAAAUAGAACUAUGCUGAAAUUAGCAUUGCAGGAUUCCAAAUUAGACAAUGAAUUUUUGGGAAUUGUUGAGGCUUUGCGGUUUAUGGAGAAUGAUACAGUGGCCAUACUAGGUCCCCAGCGCUCAGUUAUGGCUCAUAUAAUUUCACAUAUAGCGAAUGAGCUCCGUGUCCCCUUAUUAUCCUUUGCAGCAACAGACCCCACCCUGAAUUCACUUCAGUUCCCUUACUUUGUUCGGACAACGCAAAGUGAUCUCUUCAAGAUGGCUGCAGUAGCAGAAAUUGUAGCCUACUAUGAAUGGCGAGAUGUAAUAGCAAUCUAUAUUGAUGAUGAUCAUGGUAGAAAUGGGAUUGCUGCAUUGGGGGACAUGCUAGCCGAGAAAAGAUGUAAAAUCUCGUAUAAAGCUCCUAUGAGACCUAACUUAGGCCGCGUUGAAAUCACCAAUGCACUGGUCAAGGUGGCUUUGAUGGAGUCUCGGAUUAUUAUACUGCACAUUUAUGAUUCCUCAGGUGUAGAGGUACUUGAUGCUGCAAGGGAUAUGCAGAUGAUGAGAAAUGGAUAUGUAUGGAUAGCUACUGAUUGGCUCUCUACUCUACUAGAUACAGAAUCUUCCUUAUCUUCAUCAGUAAUGGAUAGUAUUCAGGGUGUUCUUACAUUGCGCAUGUACACACCGGAGACAAAUUUGAAAAAGAAAUUUGUUUCCAGGUGGAGCAACUUGACUGCUGCAGGAAACACAAACAAUGGCCUUUUUGGACUAAAUACUUAUGGUCUGUAUGCCUAUGACACUGUCUGGCUUCUUGCUCAUGCACUUGACAAAUUUUUCAGUCAGGGGAAAAACAUUUCAUUUUCAAAUGAUAAGGGUUUAAGUGAUUUUAGUGAAGGAAACUUGCGUUUUAAUGCUAUGAGUGUCUUUGAUGAAGGGUCAGUGUUGCGUGAAAACAUUUUAAAUGUUAACAUGAGUGGUGUAACUGGCCAGGUUAAGUUCACUCCUGAUGGUAACCUCAUUCAUCCUUCAUAUGAAGUCAUCAAUGUGAUUGGCACAGGGUCUAGGACAAUUGGGUAUUGGUCCAAUUCUUCUGGCUUAUCAGUUGUGCCACCAGAUAAGCUCAAUGCACAAGCAAAUGGCUCCAGUUCAAUUCAUCCAUCACUAUACGGUGUAAUCUGGCCAGGACAAACAACUCAAAAGCCUCGUGGAUGGGAAUUAUCAAGCAAUGGAAGGCAAUUGAGAAUUGGAGUUCCAAUCCGUGUUAGUUAUCGUGAAUUUGUCUCUAGAGGUGAAGGCCCUGAUAUGUUUGGUGGUUAUUGCAUUGAUGUGUUUAAUGCUGCAAAGGACGCGUUACCAUAUCCAGUCCCGUACAAGUUUGUUCCAUUUGGAGAUGGGCAUACGAAUCCAAUAAACCAAGAUCUUCUGCACAAGAUCACAACUGGAGACUUUGAUGCUGUGGUUGGAGACAUUACAAUUACCACAAACAGGGCAAAGAUGGUGGAUUUUACACAGCCAUAUAUUGAGUCUGGGCUAGUGGUAGUGGCCCCAGUUUGGAAGUUGAACUCUAGUGCUUGGGCAUUUUUGAGACCAUUUACUCCAUUGAUGUGGUGUGUCACAGGAAUAUCUUUCCUUCUUGUGGGAGCAGUUGUUUGGAUUUUGGAGCGCAGGACAAAUGAUGAAUUCCGGGGCCCUCCUAGAAAACAAUUUGUCACAAUUAUAUGGUUCAGCUUUUCCACUUUGUUUUUCUCUCAUAGGGAAAGGAUUGCCAGCACCCUUGGUCGCUUAGUGCUUAUCAUAUGGCUUUUUGUAGUUUUAAUACUCAAUUCGAGUUACAUUGCAAGUCUGACCUCAAUACUGACAGUGGAACAGCUUUCUUCGCCCGUCAAAGGGAUUGAAAGUUUAAUAUCGAGCAACGAUCCAAUUGGUUACCUGCGGGGUUCAUUUGCUGAAAAUUAUUUGACACAGGAGCUCAACGUGCAUAAGAACAGACUUGUUCCCCUGAACUCUCCAAACGAAUAUGAGAAAGCCUUGAGGGAUGGUCCAAGGAAGGGUGGUGUUGCUGCAGUGAUUGAUGAGCGUGCAUACAUGGAGCUCUUCCUCUCCACCCGAUGUGAAUUUGGUAUAGUAGGUCAAGAAUUCACCAAAAUGGGAUGGGGCUUUGCCUUUCCACGGGACUCGCCACUAGCAAUUGACAUGUCAACUGCGAUCCUGAAACUAUCAGAGAAUGGGGGUCUACAGAGGAUUCAUGAUAAAUGGCUUACAAGAAGUGCAUGUAACUCAGAAGGUGCAAAGCAAGACGUAGACCGCCUUCCACUUAAAAGCUUUUGGGGACUCUUUUUACUAUGUGGCUCAGCUUGCUUUCUUGCUCUGCUUUUGUAUCUCAUUAAGAUGGUGCGGGAGUACAUGAGGCAUUCAGAUGGAAGCUCAUCCAAGAAAUCAUUUUUUUCUUUUGUCAAAGAAAAGGAAGAGGAUGCAGAUAAAAUGCAAGAGGAAGCUGGCAAAAAUGGAGCCAAGAGAAGGCGAAAUGAUCAGAGGGUCUCAAAUGGAAGAGUGCAUAAAGAUGGAACUUUAGAUGGUCCCAAUAAUCGUGGUGUUUAUGCUGGAUAUGAAGCCUGAUAAUUGGUUCCAUCUUGGAGCUUUAGUCAAUUAAUACGUAGGCUAUCAAACUCUCUUUUAAAUGUUUGGGUUGGAACUGUUGUAAUUUUAAUUAUGUUAACUGAUUUGUAUCCUGUGCAUGUGUUUAUACCCAAAAAUAAAAACCAUGUACGGUUUGUAUGAAUGAGUGUAGGAGUUUUUAAUGAAAACAAAGCUGCAAAAGUGCCAG
This is a messenger RNA of Quercus lobata, 3185 nucleotides long. RefSeq names its product glutamate receptor 3.6-like. Gene Ontology annotation, cellular component: membrane. The transcript has 7 exons. Gene Ontology annotation, biological process: G protein-coupled receptor signaling pathway. Lineage: Eukaryota; Viridiplantae; Streptophyta; Magnoliopsida; Fagales; Fagaceae. The coding region runs from base 182 to 2977 and encodes 931 amino acids. Gene Ontology annotation, molecular function: ligand-gated monoatomic ion channel activity; G protein-coupled receptor activity. The record is from RefSeq and is a predicted model, not a curated record.